CACUACCGGCCGGUACAGUACUGUAUUAUCCUACAGCACAGUACCGUACAAUACUCAGUACUCAUACUAUUGCAAUCUGACUACUAUUGUACAGUGCUACAAGUAUGAUACCGUAUGAUACCGACAAAAAAUGAUGGACCCAUGUUCCCCUAAAAUGGUCCUGGUCUGCGCGCGCAUGUAAAUCGUUUAGCCAAUAUUUUCCGAUUUUUGAGAUCCCCUGGUUCGGCGUGUUGUCAGUUCGCGCUACCGGUAACUCGUACAAAUUGCAUCCAAGCUCUACAUGCUGUUGCUACUUUUGGUCGCAAACCUACGAGUUUAAGUUCCUACUUACUAAGUACGAGUACUACCGUAGGAGAGGUCACCUUUUUCUCUCUUUGCCUCCGACGUCAAGGACGCGGACGAUUUCGUGAAUGGUUCGAAGAGUGCAUCGAAAGAAAAACAACAUUAGGACACCAAGCCAUGGAAAUCGUUGCCAUAAGCAGUGACGGGGCCGCGGUCACCGUGAGCAAACCCUCCGUGACCGAAGUGGGAGUCAACGACUCGUUCUCGACGGAUUCAACGUGCUCGGUACCAAAUGACGACGACGAGAGCGACGCUGCCGGAAAUGCAAACCCUCCCCCGAGAGGUCCAUUCUCCGGGUUUCGCCAGCGAAGGGCCGAGCGCAUCGCCGCCCGAACUUCUCUGCGUUGUGAAAGGGAUGAAGCAGAUGCCGCUCGGAAGAAGGCAAUCGAAGAGGAACGGCGACGAGCCCAGGAACAGCAGAGAAAGGCCGAGGAAGCCAUUCCGGAAAGGUUGAUCGAACCGGACCUUGGGUCCCUUAGAGCCGGAAGAAUCAGCGUAACUGUCUCGAAAACAGAGUCAAAUUCCUACGGAUUUGGGCUGGCACAGGUUCCCCGUAAGAAAAACAUGGUUAAGGUGGAUGCCCUGGUAAAAGAAGGGGAUAAGCAUCUGUUGAGCCAGUCCCCUCUCCGCGAAGGUGACAUUCUCAAAAUGGUCAACAACCAAGAAGUUACCGAUUACAGAACCGUCAUGCUCCUCCUCAUGGGAAUGGAAGGACGGGUGACCAUGGUCGUAGAGACUCCGGCGACACAAGGCAAUCCCGCCAUGAUCCAAGCAUUUUGUCGAAAACCCUUGCCCGAAACAACGAUUGGCAUCGAAUUCCAGGUCGUGGAGCACAACACAACCCAGAAUUCAUUGUGCAGGGAUCCCAAUGGAACGAUGGAAGUUACCACCACGAAAUUAUUGCAAAUCAAAACGGUGAAUCCCGAUGGAUAUCUAGCACACUCGGCACUACGCCAGGGAGACUUUGUGCUGGCCAUCAACGACAAACCCUGCACGGAUACGACCGCGGAGGAGGCAGCUGCAAUGAUCCUAGAAUCUGAGUCCACCGUGAACAUACUCGCCUUGAAUCCGGAACUCGCACAAAAGCACUGUUCCCCUACUCGUGCCCAGCGGUGGAUGCGAAGGGCAAGGCGUACCGGGGUCGGGGUUGCGGGGGGCACAAUGCGUAAGUGGAAAUUUUAUCGUCGUUCAUGCCUGAUUGCGAACAAGGGCACGGUUUCUUUGUCUUGCAAAACGUACCAAUGCUACGGUCCCUAAUGACAUCUUGUACUUGUAUUUGCCUAUAAUGCUCCGUUGGCUGUCCAUAUCUUGGUGUAAUCAGUGGGUCUCGGAUUGAUCAUGAUUCCGCUUCCCUUUCCGCCACCAUUUGGAGAAGUGCUUGUCGUGGGUGGUGUAUCUGUCCUAGGAACGGAAUUCGAGGCACCCAAACGGGUCGCGCGGAGCGCUCGAAACGCACUUCAGAAUGCGGUCGGGAACGGAGAGAAAACCGUUUCGGCUGAGGUGUUGAAGCAAAUGGAGAGCGUCAGCAGCAACGACGAUGGCAACAUCGCCGAUGGAAGUGUCGGCCCGGGCGACGACAACGUCGGCGAGAGCGAACACGACUGCAAAGACGAAAACCCAACCGAAUCUGAAAAAGUUGUGUUGAGGGACAGUUUCUUGACCGUGAUCGGCCACCAUCAAACCGGAAUGCCGAUCGUUUCUGGCGAUGAGACCGAGCCUUCCGACGAAGCCACCAAUGUUGUCGACUGCUGGUCGCAGGCAAACAUCGACGCCAACAUCGAGAAUAUGUACAGUGGGAACGAGCACGAUAUGCCGUCUUCGCCAACGGGAACGAGGCACUUCCUGAAGAACGUCGGACGGAACGUUGUACUUCCGUUUCUAGACCAUGUUGUUGGAGAUGGGAAACAGGGCGAGAGUCAAGGGAAACUACUCGAAUCCAAACCAGCAACCGCAAAGGAGGAGUUGAACAUUACGGCGGCGACUACCGAAAACUAAGACCAUGGGAACAAUAUAAAACAUACCACAAACU
Pseudo-nitzschia multistriata is the source of this 2371-nucleotide messenger RNA. Lineage: Eukaryota; Bacillariophyta; Bacillariophyceae; Bacillariales; Bacillariaceae. The record is from the annotation of a GenBank genome assembly.